AUGAGUGCUUCUCAUUCUAAUACUAAUAAUAACGUGGCCAUUGAUGUUACUGAUUAUGUAGAGGCUAUUAAACCACAUACAAAUUUGCAAUUUACCGAUGAAAAACAACAAGCUAGAUUCGAGCUAGGUGUUUCUAUGAUGAUAUAUAAAUGGGACGCUUUAGAUGUAGCGGUUGAAAACCAAUGGGGUGGUGUCGACAGUGCUGAAAAGAGAGAUUGGAUAACUAGCAUUAUUGUCGAUCUGUUUAAAGAUAAUAAAAUUGUCGAUGUUCAAUUGAUCGAAGAAACACUAUUUUAUGCUAUGGUUGAUGAAUUCGAAACACAAAUUGAAGAUGAUAGUGCAUUACCUAUUUCCAUGGGUAUUAUUGGUAUUUGGAGGCAAUGCGCUGCCCACGACUAUUCUAUAGUGGAACAACUAUAUUUACAAUGGAAAAAUAAACAGGAGAAUCGCCAACAAAACAUUAAUAGUCGUCGUGUGCAAGUUGGCAACGAUCCACUGAACCCAGAUGUAUCUGAUGAGGAAGAAGAGGAAGAACAGAACGAUUAUGAUGAUAUGGACAUUGAUGAACCACCAAGUCUAGUACAACCUAAACCAGAUAUGCCAAUUGUUGAUGAUGAUGGAUUCGAAUUAGUUCAAAAAAAGGGUAAAAGACGAAAUUAG
This is a messenger RNA of Saccharomycodes ludwigii, 660 nucleotides long. It is a transcript of the gene TSR2, whose product is annotated as Tsr2p. NCBI's taxonomy places the organism in Eukaryota, Fungi, Ascomycota, Saccharomycetes, Saccharomycodales, Saccharomycodaceae. Gene Ontology annotation, cellular component: nucleus. Bases 1 to 660 code for a protein of 219 amino acids. Gene Ontology annotation, biological process: maturation of SSU-rRNA from tricistronic rRNA transcript (SSU-rRNA, 5.8S rRNA, LSU-rRNA). The record is from RefSeq and is a predicted model, not a curated record. The transcript has a single exon.